Molecule: messenger RNA, 801 nt
Organism: Rhinichthys klamathensis goyatoka
Lineage: Eukaryota; Metazoa; Chordata; Actinopteri; Cypriniformes; Leuciscidae
Product: regulator of G-protein signaling 6-like
Exons: 5
Coding region: 355-801 (148 amino acids)
Biological process (GO): intracellular signal transduction; regulation of G protein-coupled receptor signaling pathway
Source: RefSeq, a predicted model, not a curated record
CCCUCCUUGCCUCUGACACACACACUCUCACACUGAGUUUGCACACAUGCCAGGAUCCUCACACUGUACCUGAGCACUUCACUCCACGCAGCGACCACCCACGCUGGGAUCCAGUGCGCGCGAGACACGGACAGAGUGGAAGGAACCCAGUGCUUUCCACAGCUGCACAGCUCCUUAGAGUCUCUCUCUUCAUCAUCUUCCCCCCACCAACACCCCACCAUCAUCAGUCUCUUCAAGCCAGUUAGAUCAUGAACCUGCUCUUUUCUGGUUGCUAAGGAGGGGAAAUCGAGCUCCGAGGAGUGGACGAGGCGGUACUUAGACUAAGAGACAGAAAGAGAGAUCAAGAGACCAAGAAUGGCUCAGGCCUCUCAGGACCAAGGUGCAGUGGGCGUGGCUGACCCAGAUGACGACUCACCCAACAUGAUUGCUUACAGGAAGAUUGAGUACAUCAUCACACGCCUCCAAGAUGAAACUGAAGGUGUGCCAGUCAGAACGGUCAAGAGCUUCCUGUCCAAGAUUCCCAGCGUUGUUACAGGUUCAGACAUUGUUCAGUGGAUGAUGAAGAACCUCAACAUAGAUGAUCCCGUGGAGGCCAUACACAUCGGCAGUCUGAUCGCUGCCCAAGGCUACAUAUUCCCCAUCUCUGAUCAUGUUCUCACCCUCAAGGAUGAUGGGACAUUUUACCGCUUUCAGGUGAGCUUAUCUACAGUAUCUACCAUCAACCAAAUAAGAAUCAUGUGGAUUGAAUCCUGGCAGCUGUGGUUUCCAGGAUGUGAUCUUGUUUCACUUAAGCACUGCUGA